CGGAGGGGGAGGACAGAAGCGGUCACUCAAUCAAUCAAACUGUCUCGUUUCGGAAGCAUCGUCACGCCUGAGACGAAGCUUUCGCUUAACCCACCCACCGCGAUUCUUAGCUUCUGCUCCAAUGUCAACGCCGCAAUCGAGUGCCGGGCCCUCGCGACGUCCCGCUGCUCGCAAAAAGGUCAAUGACGAUGCUGCUUACUUUAGUGCCAGCGCAGGUGCAAAGCGACAGGCAGGCGAACGCGCAGAAGGAGAGCCACGAAUGAAGAGAAAGCGCGUGGCAGAAUCCGUCAUGCCUGUUGUACGCAACCUACAACCUGAUGCAGAUGGGCGCAUCACAACCGUCGAUUUCAAGAAACUGAGCAACGCAGAAAUCUUCCGAUACCUGACGCACUUCGAAAUCGCGCCUCCUGUUUUUCCGUCUCCAAUGCUUGCCGACGACCCUCCCCCUCCGUUUUCUUGACAAACCCCCUCGACAUAUGUCGCGUGGUCCGAGCCCAACGCCGUCAAUCACUCCUGCGAACCGACCUCGACGGGACCCUAAAGACCAAUCACGCAGACGUAGUUCGCGCUUGCAGGAGGAGGAAUCACUCUCGAGGGCACCAAUUCUGGCGGACAAGGAGGAGUUUCACGGAGUACUGUGUGCGAUCGCGGAUCGGCAUUUUCGGGAGAUGGCGGCUAUCAAUGGCCGCGAGGAGGUGGAUGCGUUGGUUGCGUUCAUGUGCGCGGUAGAAAAGUACAAGAAUGCGAAGAACGGGACGAUUGUGUGUAAAGUGUAACGGAGUUGUUUAUUAGGAACGCCGCGAUUGUGUUUCGUCUGUGGUUCUAUUUUUGGCGAUCGGUCACCCGGCCGUCCCCGGCACAAGGGCGGGAUCAAGCAAGAUCUGUCUUGAUCGUGUCUGCCGAUUGGACAGAUCACGGAUCGAAGCUUCUACCCAAUAAGAUCUAGUCGUUAGGACGACAGCUCCACCGUGCCUUUAAAGUGCUGCACCCCAUUCUACCGGCCUUCAGUUUUCCACUCACCCCCAUCCCCCUUCGUACUCUUUUCGCAGCCGUGCUGCCUGGCUCGUUUCAGUUUUCGCUCUCAUCCGGUCUUUAGCACAUUCUCUUGAUUUCCGAGAAAUCCUUUCAUCGCCAUUAUGAAGUUCUCGACCUCCGUCUCUGCUCUCCUUGUCCUCCUUCCCCUCGUCGCCGACGUUCACGGUCUUUAUGUCCCCGCCGGAGGUCUCGCUGGUCGCGCCAAGACAGGCAAGGGUUUCGGUUUCGGUAAAGGCGGUUUCGGUAAGGGUGGUGCUGCCGGUGCCGCUGCUGCUGGUGCUGCGGCCGGUGCGGGUGCUGCCGCCGCCGGAAAUGCUGCUGCUGCAGGAACCGCUGCUGCAGGAACCGCCGCCGCCGCAGGAACCGCUGCUGCUGCCGGAAAUAACGCUGCUGCUGCUGCCGGAAACAAUGCUGCUGCUGCAGCUGGAAAUGCGGCCGGUGCUCAGGCUUCUUUCACGCUCGACCCCUCCAUCAUCCAGACCACCGAUAACGGUCAAAACCCCCCUGUCGCUGGCCAAGCUGCCGCCAUCCCCAACGUCAACAACUUCAUCAACAACUGUGUCGGCAAGACCAUCAAUAACGGUCAGCAGAUCACGGGUGGCGCAUGUCUCCCUGUGACCAUGGGUGAUGUCCCCUCGACUGCGAACAUGCCGUCGACCAAGUUCGUCUCUCCGGCGAACUUGGACACGAUCGCUGCUAACACGGCGUUCACGGUGACACUGGCAAUGAAGAACAUGAAGCUGGGCAGCUUCACCAACGCGCAGAAGACCUACUACGCGAACCCGCAAGCCCUGGACGCCAACGGCCAGAUCGUCGGCCACCAGCACGUCGUCAUUGAGGCGAUCCAGUCGCUCACGUCCACGACCCCGACCGACCCGACCAAGUUUGCGUUCUUUAAGGGUAUCGACGGCGGUGUUGACGGACAGGGACAAGUCUCCGUCGACGUCACCGCUGGCCUCGCACCCGGAACUUACCGCAUGGGCACCAUCCUCGGCGCGUCGACUCACCAGCCUGUGCUGAUGCCCGUUGCUCAGCACGGAAUCGUCGAUGAUGUUGUUUACUUCACGGUUACUGCUGGAGGUGCUGCCGCUGCUGGAGGUGCUGCUGCUGCCGGAGGUGCUGCUGCUGCUGGAAACAACGCUGGUGCCGGUGCUGCUGCCGGUGGCGCUGCUGCUGCUGCCGCCGCCGCUGCCGCUGCCGCCGCUGCAGGUAACGGUGCUGCAGGUGCUGCCGCUGCCACGAACACUGCCGCUGCCGCUGCUGCGACCACUGCUGCCGCCAACUCCAAGGCCGCCCAAGCCGCCGCAAAGGCCGCCGCAAAGCAAGCCCAAGCCGCCCAGAAGGCCCAGGCUGCGGCUGCUAAGGCCGCAGCGAAGGCAGCGAAAGCCGCCAAGAAGGGUGGCAAGUAGAGUAUUGAGCAUCGCUGGCUGCAAGAGACUUUGUAUACCUUUGUGUUUUUAGAGCCGGAUGAUGUACCAUGAGCCAUAAACUGAGCAAUGCUAUCGGGAUGGAUCCGUUCCUCUCUCUCUCUCUCUCUCUCU
Molecule: messenger RNA, 2576 nt
Organism: Mycena citricolor
Lineage: Eukaryota; Fungi; Basidiomycota; Agaricomycetes; Agaricales; Mycenaceae
Source: the annotation of a GenBank genome assembly